Malus domestica (apple) is the source of this 1722-nucleotide messenger RNA. Its product is annotated as cytochrome P450 724B1-like. The record is from RefSeq and is a predicted model, not a curated record. Lineage: Eukaryota; Viridiplantae; Streptophyta; Magnoliopsida; Rosales; Rosaceae. Gene Ontology annotation, molecular function: heme binding; monooxygenase activity; iron ion binding. Gene Ontology annotation, biological process: sterol metabolic process.
AUAUAAGGGAAGUGGAAUCACAAGUCAAAUACUUUUGAUUAGAAAAGAUAGAGAACAAAAAAAUAUGGUUGGCUUAGCCCCUAUUUUAUUUGCUCUCUUGCUAGGACUACCAAUAUUUGCUUAUAUUCUUGUGCAAAUAUUCUUUGUAGCACUACAUGAUCAUAAAAACCCCGCUAAAAACUUGCCUCCUGGAAGCAUGGGAUGGCCCUUGUUUGGAGAGACCCUUGGCUUCCUUAAACCUCAUUGUUCCAACACCCUCGGAAGCUUCUUGGAACAACAUUGCUCUAGAUAUGGGAAGGUUUUUAAAUCGAAUCUAUUUGGUUCACCAACCAUAGUUUCAUGCGACCUUGAGCUCAACGCGUUUAUUCUCCAGAACGAAGAGAAGCUUUUCCAAGCCAGCUACCCCAAGCCCAUCCAUGGCAUUCUUGGAAAGCAUUCUUUGCUCACUGUCACCGGCGAGCUUCAUAGAAAGCUUAGAAACAUUGGUGUCAGCUUCAUUGCCACCUCUAAGUCCUCGCCGGAUUUCCUCCAUUGGGUUCAGAAGCUGUCUAUCUCAAUGAUGGAGUCGUGGAAUGGCUGCGAACAAGUCUUCUUCUACAAACAAACUAAAGCGUUUACACUCCGUCUAAUGGUGAACCACCUUCUGAGCGUUAAACCGGAUGAGCCGCUAGCCUCGAGAAUAUUACAAGACUUUGAAACCUACAUGACGGGCUUUGUGUCUUUGCCGUUAAACAUUCUGGGAACCGCUUAUGCCAGGGCUGUGAAGGCUAGAGCAAGGCUUUCUUUCUCUGUUAAAGAGAUUAUGACAGAAAGAAGAAAAGGGAAAGCUAGUGGGCAGCUCAGAGGAGGAGAAGAAGACUUCUUAGACGUGAUACUGUCGAAACAGAGUCUAACGGACGACGAAGAAAUAGUGAGCAUUGUGUUGGAUAUAAUGCUCGGAGGCUACGAGACAACAGCGACCCUUAUGUCAUUGAUUGUCUACUUUCUCGGCCAUGCGCCAAUUGCUUUUCACAAAUUAAAGGAAGAACACCAAACGAUAAGGGAAAACAAAAAGGAUGGGGAAUUGUUAAAUUGGGAAGAUUACAAGAAAAUGGAUUUUACUGACUAUGUUAUAUAUGAAGGUAUGAGGUGUGGGAAUGUAGUCAAAUUUGUGCACAGGAAAGCUCUUGUAGACGUCAAAUUUAAAGAAUUCCUGAUACCAUCUGGAUGGAAGGUUCUUCCAAUUUUUACGGGGGCGCAUAUGGAUCCAGAUCUUCAUGAGAAUCCCACAGAGUUUGAUCCUUGGAGAUGGAUUAAUAAUUUUAAAGAAAUGAGCAAAAAGGUGACAGUGUUUGGUGGUGGAUCAAGGCUUUGUCCGGGAGCUGAACUCGCUAAAGUAGUCAUUUCAUUCUUCCUUCAUCAUCUUAUCCUUAGUUAUAGAUGGAAAACAAAAUCAGAUGAUUGCCCACUUGCUUACCCUUACGUGCAAUUUCGGAGAGGUUUGUUAUUAGAAAUUGAACCAGCUGCUUCAGAUCAACAAGAAAAGGAAAACAAAUCGAUAUAAUUCUGUAGAAAAUGUGACGGCCAAAAAAGGCUGUGACUGAUCGAGUUGUAUUAGGUUGUGAAAAAUCUUUUUAUGUAUUUUCUUACAAUAUUGAAUUGGAAUGUAGUUUAAUUUUCUUUUGUAUUUUACAUGUAAUUAUACUCUGGUGUUCUAUCUGUUUAUGACAUAUUAGUUCUUAA